AUGACAUCCAUGGCAGCCGAGUCGGUGGCCACGAUUCUCUGCACGGCCAAGCAGACUCGCUUCAACAUCGACAGCUCCAGCUACCGCGAGCUCGACAUCGAUGGUCUCACCAUCGUCGUUACGUCCGGCGAAAAGGCAGACAAGCCCGAAAAAGCUGCUGGCAAAUCCAAAGGCAAAUCAAAAUCAGACGGCCUCGAGAUCUUGUCCAAUGCCAAGCUGCGAUUGAAAGAAGGCCAGCGCUACGCCUUGGUGGGCCGCAAUGGCACGGGGAAGUCGACAUUGCUCAAGGCUAUUGCUCAGAAGCUCAUUCCCGGGAUUCAAGAGGGCUCCAGGAUUGCCAUUUUGCAGCAGACGAAGCUCACAGAGUCCGAUGAUGAUGACAAGACGAGGACGGAGAAAAGUGGCCAGGGAACUGUGCUGCAAGAAGUCAUUGAGCGUGCCACUGCCCGAAGCGCGAUUGAGCAGGAAAUCAAAGUUCUCUCGGAGGGCGUUGAUGCCGCGGAUCCAUACGCUCCUAUUCGGGCUUUGAGAGGUUUGAAGCAUGAGAAGCUUCAGAAGCGCCACUUUCUGGUAGACAAAGAGGCUAGGCUACGAAGCGGUGCUCGAGGGCUGCAGGCGAGGAAAGCUCUCGUGGCAUUUGAGAAGGUCGUUGCGGACUCACAAGCCUUGCUCGAACAGCCCGACGACGAAAUCUCGGCCGAAGCUCUUCAAGUGGAGACCCAAGAGGCAGCCGACAUGCUGGCAGAUUUGCAGAUCCAAGUUGAGCCCUCAAGACUGGCCCAGAUUGAAGUCCAAGCCCGAAACAUUCUCACGGGUCUUGGCUUCACCGAGGCAUACGUGGAAAAGCCCCUGUCCAGCCUUUCUGGAGGCUGGCACAUGCGGGCUUCACUUGCAUCGGCUCUGCUGCAGGAGGCCGAUAUUCUGAUUCUGGACGAACCCACCAAUUUCUUAGAUCUGUUGGGAAUUGUCUGGCUACAGCGCUACUUGCAGGCUCUGGCAGAUACAGAGAAGCCUCCUACACUGAUUCUCGUUUCUCACGAUCGCGACUUUAUCUCGCUCUGUACGGAUCUUCUCAUCUUGAAGGAUAAGCAGCUUACUUACUUCCACGGCGACAUUCAAACAUACGAACGUUCGCAGUCCGAGCGAAGGCAGUGGCUCAUCAAGAUGAAGGAGGCCCAAGACAAGCAGAAAGCCCACAUGGAGAAGACCAUUGCGCAGAAUCUCAAGGCUGGCAAAGCCAAUGAUGACCAGAACAAGAUUCGCCAGGCAAAGUCUCGGCAGAAAAAGCUCGAUGACCGCUGGGGAAUGCAAGUCAGCGCCAAGGGCACUCGAUUCAAGCUGAAUAGGGAUCUCGUCGGGUUCUUUCUUACCAGCCGAGAGGGAAUUGAGAUUCCGCCAGAGCAGCGACCCGUCAUAAUUUCGUUACCCGAACCUCCUGAGCUGAGGUUUCCUGGAUCCCUCAUCUCGCUGGACAAGGCGUCGUACCGAUAUUCAUCCAAAUCUCCAAUGAUUCUUCAGGAUGUCACCCUCACGGUGAGUAUGGGCGAUCGUAUUGGUAUUCUCGGCCUGAACGGUGCUGGUAAAUCGACACUUAUCAAACUCCUUGUUGAAGAGUCGUCGCCAACGUCCGGUACGCUCACGACGCACCCGCGCCUCAGAAUGGGCUAUUACUCCCAACAUGCCGUCGAAGAGUUAAAGGCUGUUGGUCGCGCUGAGCAUGGACUGACUUCACUUGCUCUCCUGACCAAGGAGGUUGACGGCGCGCUCAAUGAAGGAGAGAUACGUGGCUUGCUGGGCACACUUGGUCUCCCUGGCCGGCUCGCAUCGGAUGUGCCCAUUUCCAAGUUAUCUGGUGGCCAGCUGGUGCGAUGCCAGCUGGCCAGAUUGUUCUGGAAACACCCGCAGUGCCUUGUACUCGACGAAGUCACCACCCACCUCGACUACGAGACAGUGACUGCGCUGCGAGAGGCGUUGAACGAAUGGGAGGGCGCUGUUGUGCUGGUGAGCCACGACAGAUGGUUUAUGCGCGGGGCCAUAGAGGGCCAGGUCGACGACGCGGGAGACGACGAAGACGAUGAUGAAGAAGAAGGGGAAGAAGAAACGAAGCGGAGGAGAAUCGUCUAUCGACUUAAAGGUGGAGGAAUCACAGAGCUGAAAGACGGCGUUGAUGGGUUUUCACGCGUCAUAGAGAAGAGGGCGAGGAAAAUGAUGGAAGGUCUAUGA
Molecule: messenger RNA, 2223 nt
Organism: Trichoderma aggressivum f. europaeum
Lineage: Eukaryota; Fungi; Ascomycota; Sordariomycetes; Hypocreales; Hypocreaceae
Exons: 5
Coding region: 1-2223 (740 amino acids)
Molecular function (GO): ATP binding; ATP hydrolysis activity
Source: RefSeq, a predicted model, not a curated record